AUGAGGGUAGAAAUGGCUUCCAAGUUCCAAGUGCUGUCAGUACUAGAUGGAGCAGAUGAACACUUGGAAAGCCUGACAGGCCAAAAGCAAGUGGUGGAGCAAGUGUUCGAAGGUGCUAAGAGAGCAAUUUAUGCUUUGUAUACGCAGCAGGAAAGGGGGGAUUUAUGGGAGAGUAUGAGAAUUCUUGCUCAGGAUGUUAACACAUCUUGGUUAGCUCUUGGGAAUUAUAAUAAUGUCCUCAAGGUGGAUGAAAGGAUUGGGGGUCGCAGGGUUGAGUUAAACGAAUUUCUAGGGUUUCAGUUUUGUUUGGAAGAAUGUGAACUUUUUGAUAUGAAGCAACAAGGGUAUAGAUAUACAUGGUCCAACAAGCAGGUUGGAGAAGGUAGAAUCUCAUCCAAGAUUGACAGGGGACUGAUCAACGGACAUUGGAUUGUAGAGUUUCCAAGCUCGAUAAUGUCGGUGUUAUCUGAGGGAGUAUCAAAUCAUACCCCGCUUUUAGUGCAAUUGGAUGGAGGGAUGGUUCAGAGGCCUAAGCCUUUUAAAUUCUUCAAUAUGUGGGCGCAAGAUCAACACUUCCGACCAAUGGUGCAGCAGAGUUGGUUGCUCCCUGUUAAAGGUACUGCAAUGUUCACGCUAGUGACUAAGUUAAAAAGGCUCAAAAGAGAGUUGAAGUUCCUCAACAAGCACAAGUUUGCUUAUAUUCAACUUAAGGAACGGAAAUUGCUGGAAUAUCUUACUCUGAUGCAGGAGACGAUUCAUUUGAAUGGUGGGAAUGCAUCACUACAUAGUCAUGAGGAAGAUCUGAGGAAGAAUUAA
Oldenlandia corymbosa var. corymbosa is the source of this 816-nucleotide messenger RNA. The record is from the annotation of a GenBank genome assembly. Lineage: Eukaryota; Viridiplantae; Streptophyta; Magnoliopsida; Gentianales; Rubiaceae.